Myxocyprinus asiaticus (Chinese sucker) is the source of this 5370-nucleotide messenger RNA. RefSeq names its product GPI ethanolamine phosphate transferase 1-like. NCBI's taxonomy places the organism in Eukaryota, Metazoa, Chordata, Actinopteri, Cypriniformes, Catostomidae. Gene Ontology annotation, molecular function: mannose-ethanolamine phosphotransferase activity. The record is from RefSeq and is a predicted model, not a curated record. The transcript has 29 exons. The coding region runs from base 344 to 3142 and encodes 932 amino acids. Gene Ontology annotation, cellular component: endoplasmic reticulum membrane. Gene Ontology annotation, biological process: GPI anchor biosynthetic process.
AGAUCUUCAGUUCAAAUGUUACCAAUACAAGGAAGUAAAGCAAAGUUGACAGUUUAAUCUGCUUACAAACUGUUUGGUUUAGCAGGUCUAAAGCUACGUUAUCUGCCAUAUAUAUAUAAAACACCACUUUAAAACACAUUCAAAAAACCUUUUGUGUAUGAAACGUGAUAAAGGUUUUCUUUUCGUGGACUCUAAAAGAACUUCUCUACGAUCACUCAUGCUUCAUAGAGGUGCAUUCAUUGACAUUGACAUAUUUUUACUGUCCACCUUCGAUGAAGCAACUUUAUGAUUCUUCUUCAUUCUGAGACUAGCAGAAAGUGCCACAAGGCCGAUAGCAGGCAAGAUGAAGAUGAUUACAUUCUUCAUCGUGGGACUCAUGGUCCAUGUAGUCUUCUUUCUCUCAAUAUUUGACAUCUAUUUCACAUCCCCACUUGUCCAUGGAAUGACACCACAGCGUAUCCCUCUGCCCCCUCCAGCCAAGCGCCUGGUGCUCUUUGUGGCAGAUGGUCUGAGAGCUGACAGCCUCUUUAAGCCAGACGACAAUGGGACUUUCAGGGCUCCUUACCUAAGGACUGUGAUUGAAGAGGCUGGUACAUGGGGAGUGUCACACACACGAGUGCCCACAGAAUCACGUCCAGGUCAUGUGGCUCUUAUAGCGGGCUUUUAUGAAGAUGUUAGUGCUGUUGCCAAGGGCUGGAAGGAGAAUCCAGUGGAAUUUGAUUCUGUUUUUAAUGAAAGCAGACACACCUGGUGUUGGGGAAGCCCUGAUAUAUUACCAAUGUUUGCCAAAGGAGCCAGUGGAGACCAUGUGUAUACUAACACUUACCCUCCAGAGCGGGAAGACUUUGCUUCUACAGAUGCAUCCAGGCUUGAUACCUGGGUUUUUGAUGAAGUGAAGGCCUUUCUCAUUGCUUCCAAAAACAAUAAAACUCUGCUGAAUAAAUUACAUGAAGAACAGAAUGUGUUUUUCCUUCAUCUGUUGGGGAUGGACACCAAUGGCCACGCCCACCGGCCUAUGUCAAAGGAGUAUCUGGAGAACAUUGGCCUGGUUGAUGCUGGUGUAGCUGAGAUUGUCAAUGUGAUGGAGGACUUUUAUGGGCAUGAUGGAAAAACAGCUUAUGUUUUUACAUCUGACCAUGGCAUGACGAAUUGGGGAUCUCAUGGUGCAGGACACCCAUCAGAGACGCUGACUCCGCUGGUGGUAUGGGGCGCUGGGGUUCAGACAUCACAGCGGGCUGUCUCUCAGAAUUAUGACGAUCAUUAUCUACAAGAAUGGGGAUUAGAAAUGUACAGGAGAGUGGAUGUCAAUCAGGCUGAUAUUGCUCCACUGAUGUCAUCUCUUAUUGGAGUUCCCUUUCCUUUGAAUUCUGUGGGGGUCUUACCACUAAAUUAUCUCAAUAACAGCCAGCACUUCAAAGCUGAGAGCAUGUAUGCAAAUGCCAUUCAGAUCUUGGAGCAGUUCAGGGUAAAAAUGGCACAGAAGAAAGAAACAACAAUACUCUUUCUGUUUACACCCUACCAGCCUCUGACUGACUCUAAGCAGAUGGAUUUUGUGCGUCACGCAAGAGAUUUGAUCAAGAAAGGACAGUUUGAUGAAGCAAUCCAUUAUUGUGAGGGUCUGAUAGCCCAGGCCAUGGAGGGCUUGUCAUAUUAUCACACUUAUGACCGAUUUUUCCUGGGCAGCAGUGUUGUUCUGGGUUUUAUUGGCUGGACAUCUUAUGUGGUUCUAUUCAUCCUGAAGACCCACGCUAGCCUACGUAAACCUCCAACUAGCACACACAUGAUAGCAGAAAGGAGUCUAGACCGGACGUUUCUGUUUGUUGGUCUGCUUGUGACUCUUUUCCUGUGGGUUCAGUCCAGUCCUUGGACCUAUUACAUCUACUGCUUGCUCCCUGUGCCUGUGUGGUACUCCGUUAUAAAAGAAUUUGAAACUUUUGCUGGACUGAUUAGAUCAAUCCCAUCACUUCCACUUAGCAAGUGCUUUGGAUACUUUUUGCUGGUCACAUUCGGAAUUGAGUUACUAGUUGUGAGUUUUUUCUAUCGGGCCAUGUUGACCUUGGGGCUGAUUGUUCUUUCACUGUGGCCGAUGCUCUCUGGCCUGUACAUCAAAGCAAAGUUCAGUUCAUUAAGCUGGAUGUUGAGCUGUCUCAGCUUGGCUAUAUUCCCACUGUUGCCUGUGGUGGGACGGGAACCCAACGUUAACUAUGUAAUUUGUGCUGGAGUGCUGACCCUCUUCAACUCUUCCUCAUACCUCUGCUCAUCAUGGAGACGCUGUCCUCUGAUCAGAAGAGAUUGUCAGCUGUUCAUCUUCCAGAUGUUGCAGGUGGUGUUGUGUGCCUAUACCCUGACCAGUACCCACUCCAGUCUGCAUCUAAAACAGGGCCUGCCACUCUUCAACCAGCUCGUUAGCUGGUUCACACUUGCUUCCUCAUUUUUUGUGCCGUUAUUGAGUUCCACCAGACUAUUUCACAGACUGUUGAGCAUUCUGAUGUCCCUAGUGUGUGUCUAUCUCCUCCUGAGCACAGGGUACGAGGCUCUCUUCCCUCCAGUAUUGUCAUGGCUCAUGUUUGCAUGGAUCAGUGUUGAGCAGGAAGCCAUUAACACUCAAGAAUGGUCCAACAGGACUGAGCUCUCCAGCAUAGAUUUUGCUGAAAAUAUUGACAUUACUAAAAUCAGGCAGCUAAGACUGGAUGACAUUCGGAGAUCUUAUUUCUUUGUGUUUUUCAUAAUAAUUGCAUUCUUUGGUUGCGGAAACAUUGCCUCUAUCAACAGUUUUGAUCCAGCUUCUGUGUACUGUUUUCUGACUGUCUUUAAUCCUUUCAUCAUGGGUGGUCUACUGAUGUGGAAGGUUUUAAUUCCCUUUUUAAUUGUGAUGUGUACAUUUGAAAGCAUACAAGUGUCAACACAGCUCUCCUCACGAAGCCUUUUCCUCGUCGUGCUUGUCAUCUCAGACUUGAUGGCGCUGCACUUCUUUUUCUUAGUAAAAGAUUAUGGAAGCUGGCUUGACAUAGGCACUAGUAUUAGUCACUAUGUCAUCGUAAUGUCCAUGACCAUCUUCCUAAUGUUGCUGAGCAUCAUGACCCACAUCUUAACCUCCAAGAGAAUCCUCAUUAGACAGAAAAGAAAGAUGCACUUCAGGUGAGGAUGGCUUAAAACUGUCCUCCCAAUGUUUACAAGGUGCAAGAAACAAACAAACAAAAGUAACACUUUUACACUGCAAUGAUAUCAGUUAUAUCAGUGUUACUUAAGACUAAUGACUCUGCAUUUAAUGGGAAGAAGAUUGCAUCUGCUAGGUGGAAUUAAAAGAAGAAAAGUUAUCUGUUUUGAUACAUGCUCUCAGUGCUCUGUAUUUUAGUUCUGUGGCUAUAGGGGGAAAACUGGCACACAGCUUGGUGCUGCAGUUUAUAUCUCUGUGGUCUCUGUCCCACUUUUUUUUCUUUUUUUUUUAAGAUAGGCACAGUUAAAGGGACAAUACUUGAUUAUGUCUCAAUGUAUGUUCUGUAUUGCUGAUUUAUGUCAAAGGUGUGGAAAAUUACUAACUUGUCAGCUGAUUUUAACUGGGAUCCAAAUCUCUGAUGAUGUUAUGGUAAAUGUGUAGUUUUUUUUAAUACUGUAUUUUCAUAUUCUUUGACCAUUAUUUAUAUAAUAAACCUUUACAUUCAACAGUGUUAAGGUUUUUUAUUAUAACCAGUUUAAUGGUCAUAUUUGUCCCAGGACAAAGUCUAGUUUCUAUUGUUAUAUACACUCACCGAGCACUUUAUUAGGAAUACUAUGGUCCUAAUAAAGUGCCCGACAUGGUCUUCUGCUGUUGUAGCCCAUCCGCCCCAAGGUUCGACGUAUUGUGCAUUCUGAGAUGCUAUUCAGCUCGCUACAAUUGUACAGAGUUUCGUGUGAAAAUCCAAGGAGAUCAGCAGUUACAGAAAUACUCAAACCAGAACGUCUAGCACCAACAAUCAUGCCACGGUCGAAAUAACUGAGAUCACAUUUCCCCCCCCCCCCAUUCUGAUAGUUGAUGUGAACAUUAGCUGUAGGUCCUGACAUGUAUCUGCAUGAUUUUAUGCAUUGCACUGCUGCCACACGAUUGGCUGAUUAAAUAAUCGCAUGAAUAAGUAGGUGUACACGUGUUCAUAAUACAGUUUUUGUUGAUCGCAUUGGUACUAUUAUCGCAAGUAUGUGGUAAAACCUCACAACUCAGUACAUAACUCCAAAGUCAUCACACUUGUAACACAGCCAGUCUUUCAUUCAAAACUUGCCAUUGUGCAUUCGUUUGGAUUGUAAACAUCUCUCACCACACAACCAUUGAUUCAAAAUAUACGUUUCUCAUAAAUUUGUCACAGUCCUGUAAUUUGCUUUACUUGCAAUAGUUAGGACUUUGUUUACUGAAUCAUAUAGUGGACAUUGAUGGCCCUGAUGUCAUUGGGCUCACCAGUUCCUUCCCUUUUGUUGCCCAUCUGUGACUCUCUGACUGGCCUCCAGUAUAGAAAUUCAUUGUUUGGUUCCUCUUCCUUGCUCUCUAUCCUGUUCUCUGUUGAUAAAUUGUAAAUGCUCAUACACACUCUGAAUGCAUAUGAUACGUACUGUAAACAAUAGUGGUUACGAGAACAGAUGCAAACAAAAAGUUUGAUGUUAAUAUCAUCAUGAAAGGCAGUUACUUUCAAUAAAAGGUAUAUAUAGAUGAAACACUUAUUUGGUGUGGCGAAAUCGUUACUUAGUGAUUUUGUUUUUUUGUACUUAGUCAAUUGAAAAUAUGCUGAAUUGUUUGAAAAAACUGCAUUUUUGAUGAUCUGUUGCGAUAUUAGUACUAAGAGUUUUGAAAAUGUACCACUCACUUUUGAAAAUAGUACCAAAGCAAAUAAAAAAAACUUUAAAGUGCUCAUUGAGUGUGUGUACCAGGCAUGGUAAAAAAAAGAAAAUAAAACAGGGUUCAGGGCAAAAGUGGCACCAAAAGUGGCACAAAUGCUACUCUCUCUCUCUCUCUCUCUCUCUCUCUAUAUAUAUAAGCAACCUGUAAAGAUUUUGUUUUUUUCUGUCAUCAAACAUUUGUUAUAUUUCAUUAGGUUCUAUAUACAGUAUUUGUCUCUUUACAAUCUAUUUUCUAUUAUUAACCAAAGUACUGACCUUGAUCCUGCACCAUUAAAAAAAAAAAUUUGGGGAGGCAAAUUUUACCUCUACAUAAAAUUUUUAAUUUCUGAGACUGGUUAAAUUAUAGCGCAAAUAUAAAUACAUAGAUACUGUAUAUACAAUCUGUGUAAAACUUUACAAUAACUUUUCAUUGAUAAUAUAUUUGAAUGUACCUGUAUUUGAAUGUACUUGUAAGUUUCUUUUGUCAGAAUGUGUCAGCCAAAAUAAAUAAAAAAUAAUUCAAAUUAA